Strigops habroptila (Kakapo) is the source of this 2066-nucleotide messenger RNA. RefSeq names its product solute carrier family 27 member 6 (gene SLC27A6). The record is from RefSeq and is a predicted model, not a curated record. Bases 81 to 1976 code for a protein of 631 amino acids. Lineage: Eukaryota; Metazoa; Chordata; Aves; Psittaciformes; Psittacidae. The transcript is spliced from 10 exons. Gene Ontology annotation, molecular function: long-chain fatty acid transmembrane transporter activity; long-chain fatty acid-CoA ligase activity.
GCUUUCUUCUCAGACUCUGCACCCUGCCUGUCCGCUCCUCGCGUCCCGGCUCGUGUGUCAAGCCGCCUGGCUGUAGGGAAAUGAGUGGCUGGGACGAGAUUUAUCCACUCCCAGUGCUGCCCGCCUGGGUACCGGGCGCUGCCGCCGGAAUUGUCUCCAUGUACCUCAUCCAGAGAGUCAUCUUCCCCUACUUCUGGGCAGACCUGAGGUACCUGCUGAAAGUACUUAUGUAUGGGCUGAGAGUGGAGACGUACCGGCUGCAAGGGAGGAUUAUCACCAUCCUGGACAAGUUUGUGAAGCUGGCUGAGAAGCAGCCCCACAAGCCAUUUCUUAUCUAUGAAGGGAAGGUGCACACCUACUGGGAUGUAGACAGGAGAAGUAACAGGGUAGCACAGGUCUUCCUACACCAUGGGGCUUUGAAGAAGGGCGACACGGUGGCCUUGCUGAUGGGCAACGAGCCAGAUUUCAUCCACGUGUGGUUCGGACUGGCCAAGCUGGGCUGCGUGGUGGCUUUUCUCAACUUCAAUGUCCGCUCCAGAUCUCUCCUGCACUGUGUCAGUAGCUGCGAGCCCAAGAUACUGGUUGUGGGAGCAGAUUUGCUUGGGACACUGGAAGAAAUUCUUCCUGACCUCCAAAAAGAUAUUAGUGUUUGGAUAAUGACGAAAGACUCCACUUUUUCAAGUGUGCAUACCCUUUUAGACAAAAUAGAGGCUGCAUCUGAAGACCCUGUUCCAGUUAAUCGACGCUCUGCCAACAACCUCAAGUCAUCUGUUUUAUACAUAUUCACUUCAGGAACAACAGGUCUUCCAAAGGCUGCAGUCAUCAGUCAGAUGCAGGUUCUUAAAGGAGCUGCUGGACUGUGGGCUUUUGGUGCUACUGCAGAUGACAUCAUUUAUAUUACUCUGCCUCUUUACCACAGCGCAGCAUCUCUUCUUGGCAUUGGUGGAUGCAUUGAGUUGGGUGCAACCUGUGUGUUAAAAAAGAAGUUUUCAGCUAGUCAGUUUUGGAGCGACUGCAAAAAGUACGAUGUGACUGUCAUCCAGUAUAUUGGAGAACUUUGCCGUUACCUUUGCAGCCAGCCAGUGAAGGAAGGAGAAAAAAAUCACAAAGUUCGACUAGCAGUUGGAAAUGGAGUAAGAAAUGAUGUAUGGAGGGAUUUUUUAAACAGAUUUGGUUCUGUUAAGAUCUGUGAGUUUUAUGGUGCUACUGAAGGAAACAUUUGUUUCAUGAAUCACACAGGAAAAAUUGGAUCUGUUGGACGCACCAAUUUCUUUUAUAAGCUUUUUUUCCCAUUUGAUUUAAUCAAGUAUGAUUUCCAAAAAGCUGAACCAAUCAGAAAUAAGCAUGGUUGGUGUGAAAAAGUUAAGAAAGGUGAGGCUGGUCUUCUCAUUUCCAAAGUCAGUGCGAAGAACCCCUUUUUUGGUUAUGCUGGCAAUAAGAGACACACAGAAAAGAAAUUACUCUGUGAGGUAUUUAAGAAGGGAGAUCUUUAUUUUAAUACUGGAGAUCUAAUGGUUCAAGAUCAUGAGAAUUUUCUUUAUUUUUGGGACAGAAUUGGAGAUACCUUCAGAUGGAAAGGGGAGAAUGUGGCAACUACAGAAGUUUCUGAUAUCAUUGUAAUGUUGGACUUCAUACAAGAAGCAAAUGUGUAUGGUGUAUCUGUGCCAGAUCAUGAAGGAAAAGCAGGAAUGGCCUCUCUUAUUCUAAAGCAGAAUACGUCGUUGGAUUUGGAGCAAAUAUAUAAGCAAGUAGUGACCUAUCUACCAAGUUAUGCUUGUCCUCUUUUUUUGAGAGUUCAGGAUAAAAUGGAAAUGACUGGAACAUUCAAACAGCAAAAAUUUCGACUGGUGGAUGAAGGUUUUAAUCCAUCUACAAUUACUGAUCCUCUUUACUUUUUAGAUAAUUCUAAAAAAGCGUAUGUCUUGUUAACCAAAGAAGUACAUGAAAUGAUCUUAUCUGGGAAAAUUAAACUUUAACUAACCUAAUAAUAGGCUAUUGAAGGACAGUCUAUACAAGCUACAGCAUGAGAAAACAGUAACAUUAAUUACCAAUAUUUAUACAUAGUU